AUGGACAACAUCCACGAGGAGCUGGCUGCAGUCCUCGCCUCGGUGACAGGAGCAGAGCGGCAUCUUCGGUCGCUCCUCCGGUCGUACCGCAUGCUCAGCAAGACGGCAGACAAGGCCAGGGCGGGCAUGGGUUCUGGGCGGCUCGACGGCGAGGAAGCUGGAAGCGGCGGCGGAGGUGGUGCGGUGGCCAAGGGUCGGACCCGGGUGCAUGCGGCGUACGCGGGGCAGGUGGCGGCUAUGGCGGCCAUGAAGCAGGCCAGGGAGGGCUUUGUGGCUGCCGAUGCUGCUGCGCGGGAAGAGGGUGGCGAUUGUGCUGACGAGGGGCCAGACGAUGGCCAUGCAGACGCUGUGGCGCGUGCGCUGAGCACGCUCGAGCUCCUGCACUACAUCCAGUCGUCGCCGUGGGAUCCACAAGUCCGUUCACAGGCCCAGAUUGACGCCAUGACCGCGGUGCUUGAGCGUUACUACGAAUUGGCACAGGCGCACAAAGCUGCAGAGGCUGCAGAGAGCGACGUAGCCUUGGCCGAAGCUCCCGGAGCGGCUGGGAGAGCUGCCGGCGGCGGGUAUGAUUGGGACCACACGGCGCGCGCCCUUGACGCACUCCGUCGCGACUGGGAGCCCGAUGACGGCCUCCGCGGUGCACCGGCAAUAGCAGCGCUGAGCGCGGACGAUCUGUCGAUCAAGGCGCAACCGCACACAUCGUACGUGCUGCAGUGGCUGCCACACGAGCUCUUCCCGCCGAUGCGCCGCAUCCUGCGGCCGCCCACGCCCAAGCUCGUGUACACCUCUGUCGACGAAGUCAGCCAGUUGGCACGGCUACAGUCAGAGCUCCAGGCCCGCAUCCUAGACAUCCUUGUAGUCCGCAACACCGAGACGCAGAUCAUCGACGGCCUGCUUCCGUCACUCGACCCGGCCGACCGCGAGUUCCGCGCCGCCGCCCGCGCCGCGCACUCGAUUGUCCGUCACAGCGGCAAGGCUGCACCACUUGUCUUUGCCGUCCGCGAUGAGUAG
Thecamonas trahens ATCC 50062 is the source of this 1011-nucleotide messenger RNA. RefSeq lists its product as uncharacterized. NCBI's taxonomy places the organism in Eukaryota, Apusomonadida, Apusomonadidae. The coding region runs from base 1 to 1011 and encodes 336 amino acids. The record is from RefSeq and is a predicted model, not a curated record. The transcript is spliced from 2 exons.